This is a messenger RNA of Phycodurus eques (leafy seadragon), 3770 nucleotides long. It is a transcript of the gene rfx2, whose product is annotated as regulatory factor X, 2 (influences HLA class II expression). Gene Ontology annotation, biological process: regulation of transcription by RNA polymerase II. The record is from RefSeq and is a predicted model, not a curated record. Gene Ontology annotation, molecular function: DNA-binding transcription factor activity, RNA polymerase II-specific; RNA polymerase II cis-regulatory region sequence-specific DNA binding. Gene Ontology annotation, cellular component: nucleus. Lineage: Eukaryota; Metazoa; Chordata; Actinopteri; Syngnathiformes; Syngnathidae.
UUCCGUGUUGCAAGUCAGCCGACGCUUCCAGUCGCAUGCAGAGCUCUGAGGGCGGUUCCGACACUUCUCCCAGCGUGGCAGCGUUGCGGACGUCAUCAUCAGCCCAGGCGCCUGUGGUACAACCUGUCCCAGCCUCCCAACAGAGAGCGCUGGUACAAGCCACAGGCUCAGUUCAGAAGGGAGGACAAGUACAGCAGCUUUCAGUAUCCAGGGCUCAACAGGUUUCUCCGCAGGUCCAGCAGUCACAGCAUGUCUAUCCAUCCCAGGUACACUAUGUAGGGGAAGGUGGAGAGGCUGUUUACACUAAUGGAACAAUUCGCACGGCCUACUACAACCCAGAGGCUCAGUUGUACGGUCAGAGCAGCGGGGGGUCGUACUUUGACUCGCAGGCCGGUGGAGCUCACGUCGCCACCGUUGUCUCCUCUGCCAGUGGUGGGGUGCCGCCUCAUAGCAUGGUGGGCAUUGCCAUGGAUGUAAGCAGCAGCCAUAUCAUCUCCAGCGGCAGCACCUAUUUGAUCCAUGGAGGAAACAUGGAAGGAAACCGCAACCAUAUAUCACACUCCUCUCGCUCCUCUUCAGCCAUGCUUGAAAUGGCGAUUGAAAACCUCCAAAAGUCUGAAGGAAUUGCAAGUCACAAAAGCAGCCUGCUCAACAGCCAUCUUCAGUGGCUGCUGGACAACUACGAAACCGCUGAGGGUGUGAGCCUGCCCCGGUGCUCCCUCUAUAACCAUUACUUGAGGCAUUGCCAGGAACAGAAACUGGAUCCGGUCAACGCAGCCUCCUUUGGCAAGCUCAUUCGCUCCGUCUUCAUGGGUCUCAGGACACGGCGUCUUGGAACCAGAGGCAACUCAAAAUAUCAUUAUUAUGGCAUCCGGGUGAAGCCAGACUCUCCACUAAACCGGCUGCAAGAGGACACCCAGUACAUGGCUAUGAGGCAGCAGCCUGUCCAUCAGAAACAAAGGUUCAAACCUCUGCAGAAGGUGGAUGGAAUGCCUGACAACCUGUGUGUGAACUCUCACUGUAACAACACUCCGGAACAAUCUGUUGCAGCUCAGAGCCAACACCACCAACAGUACAUCGACACAGCCCACAGCUUGCCGGAGUUUCCCGCUCCCAACGUGGGCACUCAGCCUCCACCGGAGCGCAUCAGUAUGAACGACAUCAAGAAGCUGCAGACCCUCUACAGAGACCACUGCGAGGCCACUCUGGAUGUGGUGAUGAACCUCCAGUUCCACUACAUUGAGAAACUCUGGCAGACCUUUUGGUGCUCAACAGCACCAUCAAGUGACGGGAGCACCACCAUCCCCAACAGUGAUGACGAACUGGAGGGUGUGCUGCCGAGAGAGAAGCUGGUAAAUCUGUGUAAAUAUGAACCAGUUCGACUAUGGAUGAGAAGCUGUGAUCACAUCCUCUACCAGGCCUUGGUGGAGAUCCUGAUCCCGGAUGUGCUACGUCCUGUUCCCAGCACUCUCACUCAAGCCAUCAGGAACUUCGCUAAGAGUCUGGAGGGAUGGCUGACGAACGCCAUGACCAGCUUUCCUCAAGAAAUCAUCCGCACUAAGGUGGCGGUGGUCAGUGCCUUUGCGCAGACGCUGAGACGUUACACCAGCCUGAACCACCUGGCCCAGGCAGCGCGCGCCGUCCUCCAGAACACCUCACAGAUCAACCAGAUGCUGUCCGACCUCAACCGGGUCGACUUUGCUAACGUGCAGGAGCAGGCGUCGUGGGUGUGUCAGUGCGACGAGAGCGUGGUUCAGCGUCUGGAGCAGGACUUUAAAGUCACCCUGCAGCAGCAGAGUUCUCUGGACCAGUGGGCCACUUGGCUGGACAAUGUGGUCUCUCUGGUCCUCAAGCCCCACCAGGGCAGCCCAAGCUUCCCCAAGGCAGCGCGGCAGUUUCUGCUUAAAUGGUCCUUCUACAGCUCCAUGGUGAUUAGAGACCUGACUCUGCGCAGCGCUGCCAGUUUUGGUUCCUUCCACCUGAUCCGCCUGCUGUACGACGAGUACAUGUUCUACCUGGUGGAGCACCGCGUGGCUCAGGCAACUGGAGAGACGCCAAUCGCUGUCAUGGGGGAGUUCAGUGACCUGAGUUCCAUGAUGCCUUCACUCAUGGAAAAAGACGUGUCCUUCUCCGACGAGAUGAGCGACCUGGGCAGCGACGCCGACGUGUCCCGGAGCGAGCCGGCCGUCAAGCGGGAGCGCAUCGAAAUGAGCCACCCUCUGCAGGAGAUGUGAGGGCGUUCCGCUCAGCCGGCGGCGCGUCCUCCGCUCAUGUACAUUUGUCCCAGGUCGAUUUGGCGGCAACGUUAACAGCGCUGCCUUUUUUUCUCCUCAGCAGCAAUCUCAACUCACAACACGCAUCUGAAAUUCUCCUUUUGUUUUGUGCAACUGUGAAUGAGUUUGUGCAGUCCAUUUUUCAUGGGGUUUGUAACUUUGUGUGUGCGGUGUUCAUGUGUUUUAAUUCUAUUAUUAUAAUUUUGUUUGUUUGACUUCAAUUAGCUGUGCCAUGGUGUCAUUUGAGUGCCUUAGAUUGCUAACGUGGACCCCAUCACUGCAGAUGUCAGCCUGUCCCUCAGCUGUGCCUCGACCGCACUACGAAUGUAUCGUCUGCAAACCUCAUUCAGAGCACCUUUCACACAGCGAAAGUGGAGGUGUGUGCGUGUGUGUAUUCCUCGUUGCCUCUGCACCUCACAAAAUGAAAAAGAUGAACAUGCAACCGAUGGACCCAAAGGACCUCACCCUCAGAAACUUGGCCAUUGUAGUUUUAUGUGUGAGGGGCCAGAGGGGGUGUGGUUAUCCAAACUACCAACAUGGAACUAGAUCUGCCAACAAGCAAUACUGUGGGGAAAAAACAUUACUAGUAAAAUAGUCGUUCUACUAAUGCGCUGAAUCCUCUUACUUGUGAGGACAAAGAGCAUACUAGUACAUGGACCUUUGGAUGGUUAGCGAAUAAAUGCUCAAACGGCUUUCCAUACAUUCGCAGCAGAUCUAGUCCUGUGUGCCAUUUGGGUAACCGAGGGGUGAGUCACCGCCGUUUACCUCAAUAGAUUUCUCGGGUGUGUUCCAGUGGGCUCAAAUAAUGUAACAGGUAACAGGUUUGAUCCACAAUGGCGUGAGCUGUAAAUAGUUCUCGUGUCCGCCCGCCCGCCCACUGCAGACCUGUCGUAGCAAGUCAGCAUCUUCAGCGGGAUGAAGACCAUCCGGCGCCGAAGAGGCCCAUUUGGGAUUACAGUAGAAUUACAGAGCACCUUUGCGGAGGAUUACCAUUUCACUAAAUUAUAUAUUCAGUAUAUCUUUAUCUGACGUAGAAAAUGUGUGUUCUGUGGCCUCAUUUCUCCUCAUUGUAUCUGAACAAAGUGUUUCGUAACUGACUAGACUGCGUGAGUCAUUUGUUUGACGUAUGAAGAGUAGUUCUUAGUUAGAUGAACUAUUCUUCGUGUUCACUCGAUUCAGUUUUUCACCCCUCCACUCUUGUACUGACUUAUUUAAGGCUUUUUGAAAUAUGUUCCUGUCAGUCAUUUGCCUUCAAGUGCGUUGGAAAAGCUAAUUUCUGGGUGUUGUUUUGAAUGUUUUCGAAGAUCUUUGGCCUAUGAUUCUUCUUUUUUAUUGAACUACAUUUGGGUCCUCUGACAAGUAUACUGAACCCUUAUUUUGUGUCACUUUAAACCUCGACUUUAUUUAGGCCAAGGACACAUGGUGGUUUGGUAAACUGCUUAAUUCAGACGUAUUUUGUACUUGGUCACAAUGUGUAAUAAUAAUAAACUGGUGUUA